This is a messenger RNA of Humulus lupulus (European hop), 1154 nucleotides long. RefSeq names its product protein FATTY ACID EXPORT 1, chloroplastic. Gene Ontology annotation, cellular component: membrane. The record is from RefSeq and is a predicted model, not a curated record. Lineage: Eukaryota; Viridiplantae; Streptophyta; Magnoliopsida; Rosales; Cannabaceae. The transcript has 7 exons. The coding region runs from base 140 to 793 and encodes 217 amino acids.
GUCAAAUCCCAAUUCAAUUCAACUGUCACCCAUUGUGGCGAGCACGUACCAGUCAAACCAUCAAUUUCACAACUCAGAUUUUCCCUCAGAAGGCCAAAAAAGCUGGAUCUGCCACACUACCGUCUUUGAAAAUCCUCCAAUGGCAGCUGCGACCUCCCAACUCUCAUGUUUCUCCGCCAUCAACCGCCAGCUUCACCACAAUUCCCGCUCCUUUCUUCGUCCCCAGUCAUGGAUUUUGACGAGCGUCGAACGAAGCUCUGGGAGCAUAAGCAAGAACAGUUUGAGUCACGUGUCCAAUGAGAGGAAGCCCCAUGUUGAAAGAGCGCAAAAUUCUUCGUAUCCUGCUGUGGAGGAAGAAGUAGUGGAAGAAGUUGAUAAUUUAGAGACGACUGAGCCCACAAGAGCUGCAAAGAUCCAUGAUUUUUGUUUUGGAAUUCCAUUUGGUGGGGUUGUUCUUAGUGGGGGUGUUAUUGGUUUUAUCUUUUCAAGAAAUACUGCGACUUUAAGCACUGGUGUGCUCUAUGGAGGAGCUUUGUUAGCUCUUAGCACUUUUAGCUUGAAGAUAUGGAGGGAAGGAAAAUCCAGUUUGCCCUUCAUUCUAGGCCAAGGAGCACUAGCAGCGGCUCUUCUCUGGAAAAACUUUCAAACAUUCUCAUUGACGAAGAAAGUAUUUCCAACAGGCGUUUAUGCUUUUAUUAGUGCUGCAAUGCUGUGCUUCUAUUCAUAUGUGAUGCUCUCUGGAGGAAACCCACCACCCAAGAAGUUGAAGUCUUCUCCAAGUGUUGCAUCGUAAUAGAAAGGCUAUAAUGAGCAGGCAUCUUAUCUUGGCUGCCAUGUGCAUCCGGUAUGGGUGCUGUGAAGCGGGGCUCGAUUUUCAGUUGCCUUGGCCUUGUGUUAUCAGUGGAAUAGGAUUUAAUUUCAGACCCCACCAUGUGGGUGGCAUAAAAGAUAUGUUCUCUAUAGAUAUCAUUAAGAAUAAGAACACUACAUUUUAGUUUCAUGUUCUUGAUCUGAUCUGUAAUAGUAUAAGAUAGUCUUCUCAAAUUUUGUAUCUGUUUCCAUUCAUGUUACCUUAUUUUCUGAUUAUAGGAAGAUGUGUAGGAUCUUGGCCCCUAGAGUUUUCCUUGGCCUUCAUUUAUAAAAUUAUUCCCAUA